UGAUUAUCAUCUGAUGGGUGAAAGAACGAGGACAUUUUAAAAUACCAAGCCGAUUUUAAUUCAAUUCUAGCCGAGUUGAAAAAGGUUAAUGACAGCUUUAAUCAAUCCAAUCAAUCUCUGGAAACAGGUCGGUUAAGGAGUAACCUAGCGGAGUUUCCCCCUUGUAACUGAACUGUACUCCUUUGAUGGCGAGUGAUUAGUAUGUAGUCCAGUCGUCUCUGAGUUUCAAUGCUGUCUGACCACCACUUGGCCCUGGCCCAGACUCACUGAAUAGGCGCUUUUCAGAGUCAGUUAAAGACGGGCUGUUCGGGGCCACCGCUGCUGCUGCAGUUGCACUUGAAGUUCAAAUGAAGAACUCCUAUUCGCCAGUGGCCGCCAAACGAUCGCCAAAGUGGGGCUCUGCAUUUGGAGCAGGGCUGAGGCUUUCUCGCAGUACUUCCAAGACACAUGAAGACUACUUGUUCUCGUCCUCGGAUGUGCUGUCUCCGUUGCCACAGAUCACUGGAGGUGGAGUGGCGGUGCUGACCUCGGUGUCUAGCCCAAUCAGGAGCUCUCUCGUCUGCCGGCCCCACCCCCACCCACACAGUAUGACGGACGCGUCCCACUCGCACCACGCCGACCGGCCCGUCAGCUACAGCUCCACCUCUUCCUCCGCCUCCUCGCGGGACAGCCACUGCUCAUUGGGCGGCCGCUCCAUUCUCGGCCCCGCCCCCGAACGUGACCGCGACGCCGGCGCCAUCCGAUUGGAGCUGGUGCCCGCCCGUCAGCUGGCGGGGGCCGACGAGGAGGACGGGGAGAAGCGGCGGGCGGCGCCGCCACAGACACAGACGCCAGACGGAGACGGGGGCCCCAAGGUGGUCUACGUGGACAGGGUGGUGCAGGAGAUCCUCGACACGGAGAGGACCUACGUGCAGGACCUGAGGAGCAUCGCACAGGACUAUCUGGACUGCAUCAGUAAUGAUCCGCGCUUGCUGCUUGGGGUCGAGGAGAGGACAUCACUGUUUGGAAACAUCCAGGAGAUCUACCGUUUCAACAGUGAUUUACUUCAUGACCUGGAGAAGUGCAAUGCUGACCCUGUAGCCAUCGCAGAGUGCUUCGUAGCAAAGAGCGAGGAGUUCCAUAUCUACACACAGUACUGCACCAACUACCCAAGGUCUGUGGCUGUACUGACGGACUGCAUGAGGAAUAAGAGUGUGGCCAAGUUCCUGCGUGAGCGACAGGAGUCUCUCAAACACUCGCUGCCUCUGGGCUCCUACCUGCUCAAGCCAGUACAGAGGAUCCUCAAGUACCACCUGCUGCUGCAUGAGAUAGCCAACCACCUCCCUAAGGACACUGAUAUGUACGAGGUGGUGUUGGAGGCCAUAGACACCAUGCAGAGAGUCGCUUGGCACAUCAACGACAUGAAGAGGAAGCACGAACAUGCCGUACGCCUGCAGGAGAUCCAGAGCCUGCUGACUAACUGGAAAGGGCCGGACCUGGUUGGUUAUGGAGAGCUGGUUCUAGAGGGAACGUUCCGCAUUCAGCGGGCCAAGAACGAGAGAACGCUCUUCCUGUUUGACAAGCUGCUGCUCAUCACCAAGAAGAGAGAGGAGACAUACACGUACAAGGCCCACAUACUGUGCUGUAAUCUGAUGCUGGUCGAGGUCAUUCCUAAAGAACCCCUAAGCUUCAGCGUCUUCCACUACAAGAACCCCAAACUGCAGCACACUGUCCAGGCCAAGUCCCAGCAGGACAAGCGUUUAUGGAUCCUGCACCUGAAGAGACUCAUCCUGGAGAACCACCCGGCCAAGAUCCCGGCCAAGGCCAAACAAGCCAUUCUAGAGAUGGAUGCAGCUCAUCACCCAGGCUUCCACUAUAGUCCUGACGGAGAGAACAAGAGCUCCGGCCAUCCCAAAGAAGGCCCCUCCCCCCGGCGUGUCCGUAGGAAAUCAGAACCUCUGUCCAAACUACUGAAGAACUCUAAACAAGCUGUGGCCAGUCCAGAUAUACAAAAGCGCUCCAGUUUAGGGGCUACUCUGCUCACUCCCGUGAUGCAUCUGGGCUCCAUUGGUCGGUCUCGUAGCCUGGUCAGCCAAUCACAUGAGUCUUUGGACCCAUGUGACCAUGGUGACCUGAGUGACCGGGAGGACGCAGAGGGACCUCACCAGCAGGAUGCUGAUGAUGAGGAUGAAAGCGGAAUGGGCCCAGGGAAGAGGCUGAAAGUGCCAGGCAAGAGCAGCCGAAAACGGCUGAAUCCUCAAGUGUCUGUGGACUGCAUCGACCGUCUCAGAGACCACAACCAUUCAGAUCUGCAGACAGCUAAAGAGUCUCUCCAGAUGGAUCCGAGCCAUGCCCCCUCCCUGCGAGUGACCAGUCCCUCGGAGUCGCCAGGCGACGCCCACGUGGGGAUGCCCAACAUCUGGGCUGACCACCGGGUACGCCGUGCCAUGUUUCCAACGCGCCAGCAGACCAUGCAGGUGGAGGACGACGAGGACAUCUACCAGAUGUUCAUGCCCCCAGAGACGGGCGGCGAGCAGGAGAGUGACCGCGAGUCCAACGAGUCGUCCUCUGGCAGUCGCCCCGGGCGACCCUGCAGCUGGCACGUGGAACAGAUGACUAUGACGACAUCGGCGUCAGCGACGCUGCACUUAGACCUCCCGGCCAGAGGGGGCAGAAAUGUCCUGCGGCGGGCCAGCAGUGUGGGCGAGCAGCAGAGUGAGGCGAACGCGAAACCCCGUAGCCACACGAGCGGCAAGGAGGACGAGCAUCACCACAGUAGUCACGGCGAGUCCUCGAGCAACGAAAUCUCAGGUUCGUCAUCGGCCGAGCAGCUGACCAUCGACGACAUCGAGAAUGUCUACGACAACAUCAGCUUCGAGGAGCUGCAGGCCAUGGGGCUCGUGCGAAGGGAGUCAGACGACGGUGGUGGUGGUGGCAGUAGCAAGCCUGGCCCCUCAGGGGCGGCACAGGUCAAAGGUGGGUCGAACCCCGCUGCGGUAGAGCCCAGUGGAAUGUUACCAUCUGAGAAUAAUCGGUCCUCCGCCAAGGAGGGGGCACCUGCGGACUCGAGCGAACUGAGGAUAGUCGAGGAAGAGGGGAUCUAUGAUACGAUCACUUUCAUCGUGCCUCCUCUACCUUCCCGAGGCCCAAAACUAAACGCGGAAGCGGACUCGAUGCUCGGACAUGACAGCGCGAUCCUAAGCUCUGUGACGGACCUCUCGAUCGACGAGAGCUUCGGGCUAGGCGUGUCCGCCUCUGAGGAGAGCCUCCUGCGAGUCACAGACGACGAUCACUCGCACGUCAGCACGUCCUCGUUGUCCGUCCUCGCGGACACAGGCCCGUCUUCGUCCUCCACGGCAACCUCGGAGAAGAGCGGGCGACAGCAGAAGCAGCAGAGGCGUCCCAGCGCGGCGUCUGACCAGAUGUCGGAGCAGGUGGACGCCAUCUGGAACGAUCUGGAGAACUACAUCCGCAACAACGAACGCAAAGCCGACAAGCUCCCUGCCGCCUUCCCAGUGUCCGCCCACGACUCGGCCGCCAAGUGCCGCUCAGCCACAUCCUCGCCCCAGAAGAAGCCGCUUUCUAAAGCCAACCCCAAAGGCGGCAAGGCACCCCUGACGCGCUCCAUGAGUCCACCCUGCACCUUUAAAAUCCCCAGCCUGAAGAUCCCCGAACUGAGGAGGGAGUACUCCUUCGAAGUGGAUGAGCCGCCCUCUCUGACCCCUGCCCCGUCCCCUUCUCCUGCACCCCCUACGAAACCUGACCCCUCAGCCCCUCCCAACCCCCCCAAGAACAGCACUAGAGCACCCCCCCUAAAGUCUUGCACCUCUCAGCCACUUCCCAAAUGUUCCGAGCCCAUCCAGCCCCUCCCUCCUAAGCAGAAGCAAACUCAGCCCCCUGGCCAGACCCAACCACUCCCUCCCAAGCCGAUCCAGAGUCAGGCGCUUCCACCCAAACCUCCCCUGAUUCAAACUCCAACCCAAACUCAUCAGGCACCUCCAGCAGCAACAACCAAACCUCACCAAGUAACCCCGACAACAACAACAACAACAACAGCCCAAUCGAGUCAUGUUACACCAACAACAAUAGGCCAAACUCACCAAAUUGCCCCAGCAACAACAACAACAAAAACAACAGCCAAUGUAGUGCAUCCUAUCCCACCAAAACCUACUCACGCUCAAGCUCAAACUCGCCCAACAACCCCACCAACCCAGCCUCACCUGCCCCCAGCAACACCCUCUCCAACCCAGCCUCACCUUCCCCCAACAACACCCUCCCCAACACAGCCUCACCUGCCCCCAACAACCACACCAACCCAGCCUCACCUGCCCCCAGCACCCAUCCCCUCCAUCAACAUCACCGCGGUCAUCCCUGAGCCCCCUCCAGUCGGCACCGUCAAGAGCAUCCGCAACAAGCUCGCCCGUCUGAGCAGCGGAAGCUUCCGGAUGGACGACGAGGACGAGCUGGGUGACCUGUGCACCCCGAUGGCGGCAGCAGGGACAGGGGUUGGGGGAGCGCCGACACGGGACACCAUGCAGCGGGACCUCCAUAGCCUCUUCCCGGGGCUGGAGGGGACGCUGUUCCCCCCGGACCUGCUGCUUGGGGAGGCAAGCGACCAGCUCCUGGGGGACCUGGGGGACAAGGGCAAGAACCGGGUGUUCCUGAUGGCGCGGCAGUACAGCCAGAAGAUCAAGAAGGCCAACCAGCUGCUGAAGAUGAAGAGCAUGGACGUGGAGCCCAGCUGCAUGCGCUCUAGCGCCGGCCCCAGCACCUCACGCUCCAAGCCCAAGGACCUGGCGGCCAUCUUGGAGGAGAAGAAACAGGGCGGAGCUGCUAUAGGAGCGCGGAUCGCGGAGUACUCUACUCUGUAUGACCAGGUCAUGUUUAAGGAGGCCCCAGCAGGCUCCGGCUCUCCGAGGGCCAUGCCAGGGGGCCGACUGUCGGUGCCCCACGCGCCACGCCUGGCCUCUUCGCCCUCCCUGCCUGAGAGCGCCACCCUCGAGGGCGCCUGGCUGAACUGCACCUACAGCAACGGCGAGCUGGCCGACUUCCUGUCCUGGACGCGCGAGAUCCCCGAGCAGCAGCGGUCCGAGCUGCAGCAGCACACGUCCACCCCUCAGAGGAUGGCGCAGACCGUGUCGGUCCCGGCGCUCAAGAACCUCCCGCCCUCUCCCUCCAGCCCGCCCAAUCAGCGCUGGAGCAGCUGCGUGUCCACGCCCGCCAGGGAUGACGAGCCCGAGCACAUCUACGCCACGCUGGGGGUGACCACAGCACGCGCCCUGAAGGACCCGCCCUACACGCGCUGCCAGUCCUCGUCCUCAUUGGCCGAGCAGCCCGAGCAGGAGAACAGCGGGGGUGUGGCCAACUGCAAGCAGGAGACGGGGUCGCGCGGAGGCCAAGCGACGAAUGGACGAGGUCUCGGCCCGCGGCAGCACAGCUUGCCUGAGUGCCCCCCGGCGACCUCUGACCUCACCCUGUGCGACUCGCAGCAGGUGCUGGUGCUGAACCGUGGCGGUCAGCAGCCGCUGGGUACGGUCACCGCCACGCAGAACUACCUGGCCAACUUCCGCGACGACGACAACGACGACGACUACGUGGAGAUCCGCUCGGAGGACGAGGUCGAGGCGGAGCGCGACCGAAGGCGCCCGUCGCUGGCCAAGAGUCUGCCCUGCAGCCCGGUCAAGAGCAGACAUGAAACCGCCGCCGAAAUGGGCCGAGAUCACCUGAACGACUACAUGUGGAGUGACGCGGAGGCCCACGAGCAGAGCCUGGCUCAGCAGAACAUUGUCCAGUCCCUCCGCGAGAAGUUCCAGUGUCUCAGCUCUAGCAGUUUCGCCUGAAGGGGGCGCUCUACAGCCACGAUGCCACCCAAAAGCACACUGCUAGGGGCAUACUGUACGGGCUACACACACACACACACACACACACACACACACACACACACGCACACACACACACACACACACACACACACACACUCUAAGGAAACACAAUGGAGACAGAGCACCACAAAUUACACAAGACACUACUAAAGCCCACAACUACACACUACUAAACAGCCCACAAACUGACUUUAGUUAUACAUCUGAUUCUGGUGGAAGUACACUGUCACCAUAUACUAUGUUUUACAGAGGAAUAUACUUAUAGCAAGGUGUUUGUACAGUACAAUCUAGUGUCCAUAUGCUAGCUAAGACACAUGGGAAUGCCACACAAGACACAGAAUAUUUAAACUACAAAAAACCAAACUGCAUAUUUACACCAAAUACACUGAAAUAGAACACACAACUGAUAACACACCGACACCUUGGCACUCAACCUUUGGUUAUUUGGAUGAGACAUGACAUGGUAUAUCUUUUAGACACACUCAAACCCACAUUUUGCUUAUGCAGUGCAAGUAUUAGGAUAAAGUAUCUGCUAAUUAUCAGCUUUAUGUUUGUGUUUGUGUGUGUAAAAUAUGUAUUUGUUGUGUCUUUUAUUUAACUGUUUACUUUCUCACAGUAUCUUAAUUUGAGAAAACCUCACAAGAAGUCCUCACUCUCUAUGCCACACACACUCUCACACACACUCACACAUUCACACACACACACACACACACAAGGCACAAAAAAAGAUGUAUAUUUAAGGACUGGAUCUGCUGUUUGAGUUGCAGAUUUCAUUUGAAAGAAAACAAAGCAAAUCACAGAUUGAGACACUUGUACUUGGACUCUUAGACCUGGACUUGUAUAGUUUCUAGACAUUUGCAAGGGCACCUAAGCCAGUGAAUCCUACCUGGUCUAGAAGUCUGUGUCAGUGAUACACACAUGGUUUAAAGGGACGAGGCUUAAAAAAGCAGUUUUAAGCUGUAGUUUUAAUGUACUCAGCAGCCUGUACAUAGAUGCUAUAUUAGAUCUCAUGUUGUUAGCCGAGCUAGACUUGGUAACCUGUCAGAUGCAAUCCUUAAACAAACAUGCAUUUUGUGACAGGAUCGUUUUAGCGCCCCCUUGGGGCUUGGCUAUAUAGCACACUAUUUAUCAGCUGAAGUUUUAAACGAAGAUUUUAGCGCUCCUAUUUAAGUGAUUGAAGAUCCCCCCCCUCAUAGUAGGAAUCAACUUGAGUAGGAAUAUUUGACAAAGGUGACUCUUAAUGUACAACAGUAGACUUUGUGCAAACUCUUGCAUCCACCUAUUGCAUAAAGAAAAGUCAGAUCAGCUUAUUAACAAAAAAAAACUGAAAAAAGAACUGAAACAAAACACAGAAAACAAACUGCGUCAUUUUAGUGUGUCAGAUUUAUCGGCCUGCGUCUGUUCCUAGUCACACUCAUUUUAGGGUAGAGCUGGUCAGUAGUGGGUCAGUUCAGUUUUCCUUGCAAAGACGUAGUCUUCAGACCAUCUCCGCAGCCUCAACUUCAUGCGUUCAUGAAGCGUCUAUGUGCAGUUAGGGGGGGUUUACCCUUGUAAAACUUUACAGAUGCCCCUGAACUAAAUAGUCGCCAUCUAUUUUAAACUUUGUGAUCUAGAUAGCAAUAUUUUUUUAGGUUGCUCCAAAUUGUGCAUAGUUUGACUGGAGUUGGCCUAAGCUCUCCAAGGCAGUACUUGUUAAGGCGUUCUACUUUCCUCUGAAGCGUUAGCCUUCCUGAGGGACCAGGAGGAUGGAUUAGGUUGGAUGAAGGUUUACGUCGUCAGAUGUUUUCUGAUGCGUCGUCUGCUGCGACUUUUCCGUUGUUGUUAUUGUUGUUGUUUGGUUCAGUCCCCUCCACUUCCAACAGUCACACCGUUGUAAAAGUUACUGAUCACCAUCCUCCUGUUCACACAACUUCAACCAAAACGCUCAGCAGUCACUUUCAUAUCAUGUUCUUUAAAACCCAUGCACAUACACAUGCAAUGCACCCUCAUUCACAUGGUGUAUCUUGUGGUGGUCUGGCUGGCUUCAGACUCCAGACUUGGCUUGUAUUGUGGUGGCACUGUGUCACAACCCUACACACACACUAAAUGUAAAGGUCAACUUUUGUUUAAAGUAAGUCACACAUCGACUGUUUUCAUCUCCAGAAUCAUGUAGCUGUACACUGCAAUUUUUUUCUAAGCAUGUUCACACAAUCUGGUCACUUCUGGUUUGAUACACAUGACAUUAUGUCCCACAAUUUAGUUUUAAUAAAUGGAAAAUGUAUUUAUUUACGUGAAAAAGCCCGGUGCCCUGGAAUAGAAUCAAUAACCCAAGUUUGUAAAUUAAAAAGUAAAUAAUACCGACAAAUAUUUAUUUAAUAGUUUUCCUCUUCAAUAUUGUGUCAAAUUUGGUUCAUGUGUUGUGACUGUGAAUUUUACCUUUUGUUCUUUAAGCACUGUUAAAGAUUUGUUUUUUUUUUUACCAUUAUGAAAUAAUACAUUUUUGAAUAAUAGCAAUGUCAUGGCCUAAUGUUAAUAUUAAUGUAAAUAUGCCAAACACAUUGGAAUAUGAUAUGAAGUAUGUUUAUUUCUCAUGGUUGUUUUCAUAUGUACAUGUUGUUUUAAGUUUCACAGGUGGGGACUGUUAAUCCUUGGUUUAAAUCACCUCUUUUUGCACUUUUUUCAUUUUUAUCAUUUUAUCAUUUAUCGUUUUAACAUUUUGUAAAGAUGUACAUUUUAGGAUUGUUGGUAUCAUGCUCUAGGUUUGCUCCGCAAAAAUUUAAAGUUUAAAUGAAACUUACUGUACUGUACUUUUUUAACUGCCUAGUUGUCAUCGCUCAAGAAAGAAAUGUAUUUGAGGCAAUAAAUAAAAGCUGACUUAAAAUAA
Molecule: messenger RNA, 8724 nt
Organism: Alosa sapidissima (American shad)
Lineage: Eukaryota; Metazoa; Chordata; Actinopteri; Clupeiformes; Clupeidae
Product: pleckstrin homology domain-containing family G member 1
Exons: 17
Coding region: 348-5819 (1823 amino acids)
Molecular function (GO): guanyl-nucleotide exchange factor activity
Source: RefSeq, a predicted model, not a curated record